AGUAUGAAACUGAAAUGGACAGAAGGUUUGAGCUGGAACCAGGGACUCUCUUUCCAGGCCUCAAAAAGGACCCCACGGACUUUGAGUGGAACUACUGGAUUGAAUGGGGAAGGGAGCGUAUUCUGUGGCUCCUGGCUGGUCACCUGCUGGUAUCACAAGUGUCCAGGCUGUUGGUUGAGAAGUAUAAGCCAUGGUGCUUGAUGGUUUAUGGAAUGGCUGCCUGCUGGUUGUUACUGGGGAUCAAGGGCUUUGCUGUGAUUUUGCUGCAUGCAGCUAUUUCGUUUGCUGUGGCUCAGUUUCAGCUGUCGCUCCUGACAUGGUUGUGUUCCCUUAUCCUGCUGUCCACUUUACGUGUACCAGCUGUGGAAGAAGCCAAGAGAAAGUGGUAUGACACUGAAAAUGAGUAUUAUCUGCUGCUCUUCACUGUGUCUAUCCGCUGCCUUUUCUGCACUAGCUUCAGCCUGGAGUACUGCUGGCAUGGACCUGCCCAGAAGUCAUCUUACUCGUUCCUGUGGAUGCUGGCAUAUGUGUUUUACUAUCCUAUGUUCCAUAACGGACCCCUUAUGAACUUUGAUGAAUUCAGUAAGCAGAUGAGGAGACAAGAAGCCUUCAGUUUCAAGACCAAUCUCAGCAUCUUAGUUGUGGGCAUAAUUCGUAUUUUCUUUUGGUGGUGUCUGGCUGAGCUGAUGAUUCACCUCAUGUACAUCCAUGCUCUCUACAGCAGUGCUCCACCUUUGGAAGCUGCUUCAUACUGGGCCUUGGGUGGCCUGGCUUUAGCUCAAGUGCUCUUUUUUUAUGUGAAAUACCUGGUUUUGUAUGGUAUUCCUGCUCUCCUCCUUCAGAUGGAUGGACUCAAACCCCCAGCUCUGCCUUGUUGUGUGAGCCUGAUGCACAGCUUCACUAAAAUGUGGAG
Molecule: messenger RNA, 913 nt
Organism: Merops nubicus (carmine bee-eater)
Lineage: Eukaryota; Metazoa; Chordata; Aves; Coraciiformes; Meropidae
Gene: HHAT
Product: hedgehog acyltransferase
Exons: 6
Biological process (GO): protein palmitoylation
Cellular component (GO): endoplasmic reticulum
Molecular function (GO): palmitoyltransferase activity
Source: RefSeq, a predicted model, not a curated record